AUGCGUCCAGUCUUCCUCGAGGAACUGGCAUCGUCACGCGGAGACCGCUCAUUCUCCAACUCAUCAACCGCGCCGCAGCACCACAAUCGAAUGGCGUCUCCGAAGAAAUCAAGUCACGAAUGGGGCGAGUUCCUGCACAUUCCCGGCCAGAAGUUCUUCGACUUCAACAAGAUAAGGGACGAGAUUGUACGAGAGACAGAUGCAAAGACUGGUCGCAAUGCGGGUAUCUCGCCGGCGCCCAUCAACCUGCGGAUAUACUCGCCCAAUGUCCUGACGCUCACUCUGGUCGACUUGCCUGGUUUGACAAAGGUGCCUGUUGGAGAUCAGCCUAGGGAUAUUGAGAGGCAGAUCCGCGAGAUGGUGCUGAAGCAGAUCAGCAAAUCCAACGCUAUCAUAUUGGCAGUCACAGCAGCGAACACCGAUUUGGCCAACUCGGACGGUCUGCAACUGGCACGAGAGGUCGACCCAGAAGGUCAACGGACGAUUGGUGUCUUGACCAAGGUCGACUUGAUGGACCAGGGAACAGAUGUUGUUGACAUUCUCGCUGGUCGCAUCAUUCCACUGCGGUUGGGAUACGUACCAGUCGUGAACCGAGGACAGAGGGAUAUUGAGAACAAGAAGGCCAUCUCCUAUGCGCUCGAGCACGAGAAGCAAUUCUUUGAGAACCACAAGGCAUACCGCAACAAAGCUGCCUACUGCGGUACACCCUACCUUGCGCGCAAGCUGAACUUGAUUCUCAUGAUGCACAUCAAACAAACACUACCCGACAUCAAAGCGCGCAUCGCCUCCUCGCUACAGAAGUACCAAGCAGAACUCGCGUCACUCGGCAACUCCAUGCUCGGCAACAGCUCUAACAUUGUUCUUAACAUGAUCACCGAGUUCACCAACGAGUACCGGGGCGUUCUGGAGGGCAACAACCAAGAGCUUUCCGCAACAGAGCUCUCAGGUGGUGCGCGUAUCUCCUUCGUCUACCAUGAGCUUUACGCGAACGGUGUCAAGGCCGUAGAUCCAUUCGAUCAAGUCAAGGACGUCGACAUCCGAACUGUUCUUUACAACUCUUCCGGAUCAUCGCCCGCACUCUUUGUCGGAACCACUGCAUUCGAACUCAUCGUCAAGCAGCAGAUCAAACGCCUGGAGGACCCCAGCAUCAAGUGUGUAAGCUUGGUGUAUGAUGAGUUGAUCCGCAUCCUCGGUCAACUCCUCGGCAAGAACUCUUUCAGACGGUAUCCCGCACUCAAGGAGAAGCUGCACGCCGUCGUGGUUGGUUUCUUCAAGAAGGCCAUGGACCCGACCAACAAGCUCGUAAAGGACCUUGUUGCUAUGGAGUCGUGCUACAUCAACACCGGUCACCCUGACUUCAUCAACGGAUCGCGUGCUAUGGCAAUUAUACACGAGCGCCACAACUCUAGCAAGCCGACACAAGUGGAUCCGAAGACUGGCAAGCCAAUGCCACCUUCUGUACCCCCGCGAUCGAUAUCACCAUCAUUGGACCCUAACGACGGUGGUGGUUUCUUCGGCUCGUUCUUUGCGAGUAAGAACAAGAAGAAGAUGGCAGCUAUGGAGCCACCGCCAUCGACGCUCAAGGCUUCUGGUACACUCUCAGAGAAGGAAGUGCAAGAAGUUGAGGUUAUUAAACUGCUCAUCACAUCAUACUUCAACAUCGUCCGCCGAACAAUGAUCGACAUGGUCCCCAAGGCUAUCAUGUUGAACCUCGUUACCUGGACCAAGGAGAACAUGCAAGGCGAACUUCUGACCAAUAUGUACAAGACUGACGAGCUGGACGAGCUGCUCAAGGAGUCGGAGUACACUGUCAGGAGGAGGAAGGACUGUCAGCAGAUGGUGGAGAGCUUAUCAAAGGCGCAGGAGAUUGUGAACCAGGUGCAGUAA
Parastagonospora nodorum SN15 is the source of this 1887-nucleotide messenger RNA. RefSeq lists its product as hypothetical. Gene Ontology annotation, biological process: peroxisome organization. Gene Ontology annotation, cellular component: microtubule; peroxisome; membrane. Gene Ontology annotation, molecular function: microtubule binding; GTP binding; GTPase activity. Bases 1 to 1887 code for a protein of 628 amino acids. The transcript has 4 exons. Lineage: Eukaryota; Fungi; Ascomycota; Dothideomycetes; Pleosporales; Phaeosphaeriaceae. The record is from RefSeq and is a predicted model, not a curated record.